Drosophila ficusphila is the source of this 585-nucleotide messenger RNA. RefSeq names its product ribonuclease P protein subunit p20 (gene Rpp20). The transcript has 2 exons. The record is from RefSeq and is a predicted model, not a curated record. Gene Ontology annotation, molecular function: nucleic acid binding. NCBI's taxonomy places the organism in Eukaryota, Metazoa, Arthropoda, Insecta, Diptera, Drosophilidae. The coding region runs from base 91 to 585 and encodes 164 amino acids. Gene Ontology annotation, biological process: tRNA 5'-leader removal. Gene Ontology annotation, cellular component: nucleolar ribonuclease P complex; ribonuclease MRP complex; nucleus.
ACAGCUAGUGUUGGGGAGCGUUGCGGAGUACGGAGUCCGAAAUUGUGACACGCGCAGAUGGAAAACAUAGGUCGUCUUCGCCUCCGUUAAAUGAUGGGAAGCAAUCCUCCCGAGAACGGGACCAAGCCGAGAUCCACCAGGAACCGCAACAACCACCAAAACCACCGAGUGGUACGCAAACAGCCGCCGCGUCCCGCCAGCGAUCGCCACAACAUCUACAUCACCAGCAAGACAGAUUUUAAGUCCCAGCAGCGCCGCUGUGAGGAGCUGCUUAACUCCGGAGCCAAGGAGAUCUUCCUGCACUGCAUGGGCUUCUCGGUCACCCGGGGACUCAAUCUCGCCCUGCGCCUUGUCCAGAAUUCUGAGGGCGCUCUUAGCUACGCGAUUAACACCUCCACCGUUCAGCUGGUGGACGAACUGCAUCCACUUUGCGAUGCCGAGGACGUAACCUUCCGGCAGCGCAACAACUCGGCCCUGCACAUCAAGAUCUUCAAUCGCAGUUUAUUUGACAUUGUUGUGCCGCAACCAUCGCAGUCACAAACUUUGGCUCAAUUCCGAGGCAAACAACCAAAGUUCAGGCAAUAG